AGGACUGUCAGCAGCAAAAGGAUGGCAUCAGAACUGGCAAUGAGCAACUCCGACCUGCCCACCAGUCCCCUGGCCAUGGAAUAUGUUAAUGACUUCGAUCUGAUGAAGUUUGAAGUGAAAAAGGAGCCGGUGGAGACCGAUCGCAUUAUCAGCCAGUGCGGCCGCUUGAUCGCUGGGGGAUCGCUCUCUUCCACCCCGAUGAGCACGCCCUGCAGCUCGGUGCCCCCUUCCCCGAGCUUCUCGGCGCCCAGCCCGGGCUCUGGCACGGACCAGAAGACCCACCUGGAAGAUUAUUACUGGAUGACCGGCUACCCGCAGCAGCUCAACCCAGAGGCGUUGGGAUUCAGCCCCGAAGACGCGGUGGAAGCGCUGAUCAACAGCAGCCACCACCAGCUCCAGAGCAGCUUCGAUGGCUAUGCUAGAGGGCAGCAGCUGGCCGCCGCGGCGGCCGGCACUGGGGGCUCCAUGCCCGGGGAAGAGAUGGGCUCUGCCGCCGCCGUGGUCUCCGCAGUGAUCGCUGCAGCCGCGGCUCAGAACGGGGCACCCCACUACCACCACCAUCACCACCCGGCUGGGCACCACCACCACCAGCAGCCGGGCAGCGUGCAGUCCAGCAGCAGUAGCAGCAGCAGCAGCAGCACCGGGGGAGGAGGUGGUGGAGGGGGUCUGCACCACCAGCACCACAGCAGCAGCCUGCAUUUCGACGACCGCUUCUCGGAUGAGCAGCUGGUGACCAUGUCGGUGAGGGAGCUGAACAGGCAGCUCCGAGGGGUGAGCAAGGAAGAGGUGAUCCGGCUGAAACAGAAGAGGAGGACCCUCAAAAACAGAGGCUAUGCCCAGUCCUGUCGCUUCAAGAGGGUCCAGCAAAGGCACGUCCUGGAGUCAGAGAAGAACCAGCUGCUGCAGCAAGUAGAGCACCUAAAGCAAGAGAUCUCCAGGCUGGUCCGGGAGAGGGACGCCUACAAGGAAAAAUAUGAGAAGCUGGUCAGCAAUGGCUUCAGAGAAAACGGAUCCAGCAGCGACAACCCUUCCUCUCCAGAGUUUUUCAUGUACCCAAGAGAAUCUUCUACAUCGGUGAUGUGAAAAUGCCUGUUGCCUGAAG
Molecule: messenger RNA, 1102 nt
Organism: Emys orbicularis (European pond turtle)
Lineage: Eukaryota; Metazoa; Chordata; Testudines; Emydidae
Gene: MAF
Product: MAF bZIP transcription factor
Exons: 2
Coding region: 22-1083 (353 amino acids)
Biological process (GO): regulation of transcription by RNA polymerase II
Cellular component (GO): nucleus
Molecular function (GO): RNA polymerase II cis-regulatory region sequence-specific DNA binding; DNA-binding transcription factor activity, RNA polymerase II-specific
Source: RefSeq, a predicted model, not a curated record